AUGUUCAGCAACGCGAAGAAACUCGUUUGGUUAAGUGAAGAAGUUGCUCAGCACAAGGUCCGCGGUCGUCACCAGGCGUCCGACACAGAAGGCCAAAAAAUCCAGAAUACAAAGGCUCAAACCCCGCUGAGGACAAAGGCAACAGCGGUCAACAUCGCACUAAUAAACUUCCUGGGGCAACACCCAGGACCAACGCCAGGCACUGAAGAACCUAUGGUGGCGUCAGUACUGGCCAGCAUGAUCACUGAUUUUGGAGAUAUAUAUGGGAACAACAUGAGCAUUGCAAAGAAAUUGAACGUCUCAGAUUGUGAGCAAAAUAUACCAAAUUGCAGACUCCAAGGUGGCGCGUGGAAAUACGAGCAUGUUAGCUUCGAACCGGCAUAG
Molecule: messenger RNA, 384 nt
Organism: Aspergillus fumigatus Af293
Lineage: Eukaryota; Fungi; Ascomycota; Eurotiomycetes; Eurotiales; Aspergillaceae
Exons: 2
Coding region: 1-384 (127 amino acids)
Source: RefSeq, a predicted model, not a curated record